UGGCCAAUCUGGUUGGGCAGAGUUGACUGAUGCGGCUUCUGAUUGGCCGCGCGCUAGUGUCACGUAGAAGGGCGCCAGAAUAGAAGUUGUAGCGGGAUGAGAAGAGAAGUGAGAAAGUUCCAUCGGACCCCGGAACCGUUCAUUCAUUACCAGGGCUGAGAUCACUCCGAUGUCAUACAACUCCUAGGUGUACAUCCAUCGCCCAGCCCGCUCAUGGUCCGAGACACAGACAUGGAGAUCCAUGGAUGUCUCACCCUCAAAGAUCUGGCCACCUCCAGGAGGAGCAAAGGGGAGCAAGACAGGGAGGAUCGCACUGCACACAAGGAGAAUAUGUAUGACAGAUACCGAAUAAGCCCAAGAAUACCACUGAAAGGAGAGCCCAUUGAUCUGUCAAAACAAAGGGGUCUUACCCCAGAGAAAUUUCCCAUCACCCCUGUGAAAAUGUUGGAUAGACCUCUCGCGGACCCAUGGACACCCACCGCCAACCUAAAGAUGCUUAUCAGCGUUGCAAGCCCAGAAAUCAGAGACCGAGAAAAGAAGAAGGAACUCUUCCGCCCAAUAGAAAACGAGCCAGAGGACAUCGAGCCCGAUGCCCAACAGUUUGAGGCAGUGGAUGACAUUGAUGAUUUAGAGAAGAGACCAAGCAGGAAACAAAAGAGCCUGGGCCUUCUGUGUCAAAAGUUUUUGGCUCGAUAUCCUAGCUACCCUCUUUCCACCGAGAAAACUACUAUCUCUUUGGAUGAAGCUGCUUCAAGCCUGGGAGUGGAGCGGAGACGGAUCUAUGACAUAGUAAAUGUCUUGGAGUCCCUGCACUUGGUGAGCCGUGUGGCAAAGAAUCAAUACUGCUGGCAUGGACAGCACAGCCUAAAUGACACCUUAAAAAACCUUCAGCGGGAGGGGGAAAGACAGAAUUAUGGAGCACAAAUUGCUUCCUUCCAGCACAAGGAUUUCAUGACGGAGCCGAAGAAGCACUGUUUCCUAUUAAACCAGGGUGCUCUUUCCUUACAGUUUUCUGAAGCAGACUGCCCAUCUGCAUCUGCCAGCAGUCGCAAGGACAAAUCACUUAGGAUUAUGAGCCAGAAGUUUGUCAUGCUGUUCCUUGUAUCAACCACCAAGAUUAUCACUCUUGAGAUAGCAGCCAAAAUCCUCAUUGAGGAGAGUCAAGACAUUUCUGAUCACAGCAAAUUUAAAACCAAGGUACGACGACUUUAUGAUAUAGCUAAUGUACUAACCAGUCUUGGACUAAUUAAGAAAGUCCAUGUAACAGAAGAGCGUGGAAGAAAACCUGCAUUCAAGUGGAUUGGCCCUACUGAUUUCAAGACGGAAGGUGACCAGAGGAUGGAAGUCACAACUACUACUCCGUCACCAGAUUCUAAAAGAGAAGGCUGUAAUGCCACAGCUGAUAGCAAUAGGCAGAGGCUGCUGCGUCAUUCCUCAUUUAACCACAUUCAAGCUAUUAAUACUGUGAAAAGGAAGGUGUGCUCUGAGCCCAGUAGCCCUCACAAGUGUCAGAAAGUUUCUGUGGAGAACGUUGAUACUUCUUCUUCCAAGAUGGCACAUUUAGCAGCUAUCUGUAGACAGCAGAUUGAAAAUGACUGCAGGACUCAGAGGGCUACUACAGAUAAACUGUCCAAUGGGAACCUUGGCCCGGUGCCAUUUUCGGUUGUUGUGCCUGUGAAUUCAGAGUAUAGUGUCAGGCACCAUGUUGACCAGGAGAACUCCAUUGCUCCGAAUGAUAUGAGUGCGCUAAAGUUUAUAGCCCCCUCUAACUUGGAUCAGAGUUGUCAUGGAUUUCUACCUAAUCAGCCAUACAUGUAUGUUCCAUCUGCAUCUGUCUUAAUGCUCUGUGGCAAUCAUCCUGGAGGGAAAGGUUUGGAUACACAUCAUAGGGAAGGAAGUACACCUCCAAUUCUAGAUCUGGGGAACAUGUCUGAAAGCAACCAACCAGUCAUAAGACAAAGGACUGACAGUAGCGAUGAGGCCCCUCUUUCUUUGGUCAAACCAAAGUGCAUUUGGGCACCUCAAACUCCUUCUUUUUAUGAGACCAGCAUUCAGCAUAAAUCACCAGAUCGUGUUGGAGAGGAAAAGCAUAUAGACUCCAAUCAUACUGUACAGAAUGCGUUUGAGCCAAAUUGCAUUCAGCGUGUCUUAAAUACAAAAGACGAGACUCUGCAAGCUGCACCACCACAGUAUUUGUAUGUUCCUUCGGCAGCUGGAUUAAAUGGAUUUAAUUUCUUUCUUCCUGCAAGUCAAGCUACAGGAGCAAUGGGCCUUUCUCAGAAUAAUCUACAGCAGGUUAAUGUUCCCUAUGUAAUGGUGCCAUCAACAGCUCUUUCUGGAUUGCCAUUCCUCUGCUCUUCUGCACUUGCCAACCAAAUCUCUGCUGUCUCCAGUGGGUCUGCUAUUAGUUCUGGCAGCAUGAGUUACAGUCUACCUGGCGUGCCUUCUUCGCAUAUCAUGUUUGGUGCUUCACCCGUAGUAUCUCCUCAACAAUGCGAAACGUCCCUGGAACCAACACCAGCUCUUUCCCCAGUGUGUGCAAGUCCAGUCCCUGAAAAACUUGCCAGUUCUACAGCUGCAGACUCGCCUGUGUGUGUGGUCCAACCUGUUCCUAUCAAACAAAACCAGCCUCCAUUAACUCCAAAGAGUAUACGUCCAGUUCAUAAAGACACGUUCUUCAAGACGCCUGGCAGUUUAGGAGUUUCUCCAGCUCUUCAGAAGAAUGAGAGGUCCCUAGCCAGGAACUCCAGCUCUGCCCAGAGGAGAUUAGACAUCUGCAGCAGCUCAGAUGAUUGAUGUCCUCAGACUUUCUUUCUCUAGAACCGUGUGGCCUUUGGAACACUGUCCUCUACAUUCCAUAAUUGUAUAGGUGCCAGAAAAUCUCUUCCUUUUUUACCUAGGAAUUAGGUAGAACUUCCACUAUUUAUCAUACACCAGUAGGAUAAUAAGUGAACAUUUUGGUGGGUUUUGAGACGCCUGGAAACACCAACCAGCACUUAACCAGCACUGACUUGACCAGUUGUCUUGAUUACUGGAUGUCAACAAGUAAUUGUGUAAGGGUCACUGAGUUUACAUGUUCAAAUCGCUGUCUUAUUCAAAUAGUGUGAAUGGGAGCAUAUGUUAAAAAGCUGUAAAUUCCUCCUGUCGCCAUAGCAACACACUAACUUAAAUGGUUUGGGUGAGACAGUUACAAGUCCCAGAUGCUCUAAAGAGCAGUUGCUUUGCUACUUGAAAAUGAAUUGAUUGUAGCUUAUUUGUUAUAUAAGAAACUUCAGUAUCUGAAGUUAAAGGAAAAACUACACAAUUGUAUUUUCACACCAAAUAAAAUGUGAUAUAUAUUAUUUUUUUGUAAUCCUGGACGUAUCGGUGUACAGCCUUACAGAGCAUGCAUAACACUUCUACAGUGCCAUGUUCACAUGGUAACCUUGUUAUUGGAUAUAUUUAAUUUGUUUAAAUUUUAGGGGUUCAGUAAUGAUAAAUAUUUAUAAUCAGUUAGUGUCACAAGAGCAGGGUGGAUCAAAUAUCCUCUAUCAUUAUUUAACAUAUGUUUUUGUAUGUCCAACGCUUAAGGUCUCCAUGGCCCAGAGUCCUCUCGUGUCUUCACGUUAAAAUGGGCACAAUGAACAGAAUAUACUAUGUUUCAUAGCUAUUAACACUACAGUAGUAGUUAUGACUUUUCGUAAUAGACUUGAAUAGUAUUUCUAAUUUUUGUUUUUCCUUUAUAUGUUCAUUUUAGGUAUUGUUAAUUAUUCCAUUUUUGAAGGAAUUCUUAAUGCUGAAAAUCUCUUUUGCCUGUAUUUCCCAGUUUUACUGUGGUCACUGUUUUUGUAGCGGUAAUACUGUUUCUGUAAUAAGCUGAUGCUUAUUUGCACUGACUGAGUUGCAUAUUCCUAAUGUGACAGGUUAUAUGAUUUACCAGUUCUUUAUCUGUUAAAUGUAAAUGGGCUAUCUAAAUACUUGAAUGUGUUUUUUACCAUGUUUACACAAAUCUCAUGGUGCUAUUUUUUUCCAUAUUCAGCGCUGCUUAGUGUAAUAUAUUAUUGCACUGCUAGUUUUAUGUAUUUCUGCUGCUUGUAACCUUCUUAUCAUUUUAGGUCUUAUCAUUAUUAUUAUUAUUAUUAUUAUAUGUGCUUUUUAGCUAUGUUUGUCAUAGCUCUAAACAAAUUAAUUUGAAUGUACACGGUGUAUUAUAAUGUUAAAAGACCAAUAAAACACUUGGUACUAAA
Rana temporaria (common frog) is the source of this 4226-nucleotide messenger RNA. RefSeq names its product E2F transcription factor 7 (gene E2F7). Gene Ontology annotation, molecular function: RNA polymerase II cis-regulatory region sequence-specific DNA binding; DNA-binding transcription factor activity, RNA polymerase II-specific. Gene Ontology annotation, biological process: regulation of transcription by RNA polymerase II. NCBI's taxonomy places the organism in Eukaryota, Metazoa, Chordata, Amphibia, Anura, Ranidae. The record is from RefSeq and is a predicted model, not a curated record. The coding region runs from base 214 to 2796 and encodes 860 amino acids. The transcript is spliced from 13 exons. Gene Ontology annotation, cellular component: RNA polymerase II transcription regulator complex.